AUGGUGUCGCCAAAGGUGGCCGACGCCCUGGCGCAGGUGACGGACCAGGCCGACCCGGCGGCCGCGUACAAGCUGAUCCUCUCCAACACCAAGACGCUGUCGACGCCUCCGACGGUGGAGGACGACCUGCGGGCGAUUGCGGACGCGGCGCUGGGGGCGGGGCUCGGGGUGGUGGCGUCGCGGGCGGUGCUGGGGGAGCUGGUCGAGACGCUCAAGGGGCUCGGCAACCACGACGUGAGCACGGCGGUAGGACGGCACGUGCUGGCCGCGGUGUCGGCGAGCGCGUCGCUGGCGUCGUCGCUGCUGGAGCAGGCGGCGGCGCUGGGCGAGGUGGUCGCCGCGGCGCACGAGGCCAGCGACGAGUUCCUCGAGGCGGCGCAGGUGCUGGCGGCCAUCUCGCUGGACUCGUCGCAGCGGCGCGUGGGCGACGCCGAGAAGGCCGGCAUCUGGAUUCGCAUCGUGCGCAACUACCUCGAGGUCGACGAUAGCACGGCGGCCGAGGCGUUCCUCAACAAGCUUAAGAACGUCAUGCACGACGUCGACGACCCGGAGCUCACCCUGCACUUCAAGCUCAGCGCGGCGCGCAUCCAGGACUCGAACCGCCAGUUCCUGGCCGCCGCCCAGAGCUACCACGACAUCAGCACGUCGGCCGCCAUCGCCGAGGAGGAGCGCCUGCACACGCUCAGCAUGGCCAUCAAGUGCGCCGUGCUGGCUCCCGCCGGCCCGCCGCGCAGCCGCGUACUGGGCCGUCUGUACAAGGACGAGCGCGCCGCGGCGCUCGGCGAGUACGGCAUCCUGGAGAAGAUGUUCCUGGACCGGCUGCUGGCGCCGGCCGAGGUGGACAAGUUCGCGCAGGGGCUGGCGCCGCACCAGCUGGCCACGACGGCCGACGGGCUGACGGUGCUGGCCAAGGCCGUGGUCGAGCACAACCUGCUAGGCGCGAGCCGGCUGUUCAGCAACAUCGACUUUGAUGCGCUGGGUCUGUUGUUGGGCCUCGACGGCGACAAGGCCGAGGACACGACGGCCAAGAUGAUCGAGCAGGGCCGGCUGACGGGGUCCAUCGACCAGAUCGACCGCAUCAUCUACUUUGAGAGCGGCGAGGCGUCGGGGGAGAAGGGCAGCGGCCGCGCCGACGUGCUGGUCGGCAAGGAGAUGCGCCGCUGGGACGCCAACGCGCAGGCCAUCGCCGAGGACGUCGAGCGGCUCGCCGAUGCCCUGCAGACCGAGUUCCCAGAUUUCGUUGCUGCAGAGGUUGCAUACUAG
Messenger RNA from Lasiosphaeria miniovina, 1263 nucleotides. RefSeq lists its product as uncharacterized. The coding region runs from base 1 to 1263 and encodes 420 amino acids. The transcript has a single exon. Gene Ontology annotation, cellular component: cytosol; COP9 signalosome. The record is from RefSeq and is a predicted model, not a curated record. Lineage: Eukaryota; Fungi; Ascomycota; Sordariomycetes; Sordariales; Lasiosphaeriaceae.